Molecule: messenger RNA, 435 nt
Organism: Quercus lobata
Lineage: Eukaryota; Viridiplantae; Streptophyta; Magnoliopsida; Fagales; Fagaceae
Product: RING-H2 finger protein ATL47-like
Exons: 1
Coding region: 1-435 (144 amino acids)
Source: RefSeq, a predicted model, not a curated record
AUGAAUCUCUCCGCAAUACCCCCGACCCCUUUCUUUCCUCCCGACUUCAACGAGCCCAACAUCCCAAUUCCACUAAUAGUCCUGCUCCUAGUAGCCAUUUUCGCUGUCGUCAUUGCCAUCGUUUAUUAUAUCUACCGAGAAUAUUAUACCUAUCAACCACUAGAUGAGCAGCAAGAAAUUGAUUGUGGAGUUGAUCCUCAUUUACGUGACAACAUGCCUAGCUUCAUCUACCAUCCUGGCGUCAGUGGCAUGGUUCCCUUCGAAGAAAGAAAGUGUGCAUGGUGCCAAGAAGAGUUCACUUGUGGAGACCAACUCUCAUCCUUACCAUCUUGUGGCCAUGUGUUCCACUCCGACUGCAUAGGUGAGUACAUGCUUCGCAGGAAUACCUGUCCUGUUUGCCGUCAGCCUAUCGCCCUUCCAGAGGUCCAAGAUUGA